AUGAUUACAAUAUUAACAUUCAUUUAUAUUAUAUUAUCAUUAUUGAAUCAAUUCAUUAUAAUAUAUGGAAUGAUACCAGUACAAUGUGGUUAUAAUUUAACUAGACGUAUACCAGUAUGUUGUCCAUUAAGUAAUAUUAAUGGUAAAGUAUGCGGUGGACCAAAAUAUGGUGAAUGUAUACAAAUAUGGACACCUAAAGAGAAAGUACCAAGUGUAUUUUUAAUAGAUGAUAGAAUUGAUUGGCCAAAACGUUAUUUUACAUAUUUUUGUCAAUGUUUUGGUAAUUAUUUUGGUGCAGCUUGUGAUGAAUGUUGGUUUGGAUGGAAAGGUCAACAUUGUAAUAAACGUUCAAUUAAAAUACGACGCGAUAUAAAAACAUUAACUGAUAGGGAAUUAUAUAUAUUUAAAAGAUUAGUUGUAUUAAGUCAAACAUGGCCAUCUGGUUAUCUUUUAAUUGAUGAAUCAGAUAACUGGAAUGUUGAUCCAUUGACAAAACCUAAAUUAGAACAUGCUUCUGUUCAAUAUUACAUUACUUAUUUACAUCGUUAUGGUAGCCGUAGUACAUUGUAUAAAAAUGUUCAGGAUUGUGAAGAUUAUGGAAUAUUAAAUUUCAAUCAUGAUGGUGUUUGUUUUCCAACUUGGCAUCGUUAUUAUAAUCUGUUAUGGGAGAGAUUGAUGACAAAAAUUGCGAUACAAGUAUUUGGUAUAUCAGAUUAUGCAACACCAUAUUGGGAUUGGAUCGGUUUAAGACAUUGUGAUAUAUGUACAAAUAGAUAUAUUGGCGCACCGGGUAGACGCAGUGAAAUGGGAUUACAUAUAUCAUCUGGAUCACCAUUUAGUAAUCUAACUGAGUACUGCUAUGAACCAAUGAAAGAUUUGCUUUGUUCUGGUUGUCAGAGAGGUGGAAAAGGAAUAAUUACACGGGAAUUUAAAAAAGGGAACCUUCCGGAUGUAGAGGAUUUGAAGUUCGUUUUAAGCUUAAAACAAUUUUAUGUUCCUGGUGAACGUCUCAGUCCUGUAUGUCUAUCAUUUAAUAUCGCAUUAGAAGGAUUUUGCGGUCGACCUGGUGCUGAUCCAAAUCAUAGAUGGUUUCAUAAUAAAAUGCAUGUAUUGAUUGAUGGAAGUAUGUGUUGUACAGCGACAGCAAGCAAUGAUCCAUUAUUCAUAUUACAUCAUACAUUUGUAGAUAAAAUAUUUGAAUGUUGGUUAAAGACAUAUAAUCCUAGUCCAGAAGAAUAUCCAGAUAAACAUGUACGUCCUGGACAUUCAAGAUAUUCAUUUAUUGUUGGUAUAAUACCACUUGCUAGAAAUAUUGAUUUUUUACACCCUUAA
This is a messenger RNA of Schistosoma mattheei, 1332 nucleotides long. Lineage: Eukaryota; Metazoa; Platyhelminthes; Trematoda; Strigeidida; Schistosomatidae. The record is from the annotation of a GenBank genome assembly.